AUGUAUCAGCAUCAGAUUAUUCCCGAUUACUACUACCGAUCAUAUACACCGUAUCGCGGACACCACUUCAUGCCGGGUGCAAGAGUUGGUGAUGAAACCGAGCCGCCUGCACACAAGAAGAGCAUAAUCUCAUGGACAAGUACACCUACAAAACACAAAGUGAAAUACUACAUAACAUGUAGUUUUCUGAUUUUUCUUAUCCUACUUGUGCUUUUUAUAUAUGUUUGUUCACUGGCGAAUAUGUCCACUGCGUUUGGUCUACUUGGAAGUAGAGGACUGGGAAAGGCUAUUCAGGAAUCACCUCUUAUAAAUGAUCCGAUAUCAGCAGUUGUAGUUGGAAUGUUAGCAACAGUGGUUUUACAAUCAGCGACCACUACUACAAAUAUAUUGGUCACCAUGGUUGCUGCAAAUAUGAUAACUGUGCACGAUGCGAUACCUGUUAUGAUAGGUAGCGAGCUUGGCUCAUCACUAGUCAAUGCGAUGGUCUCAUUGGCAUAUUCUGGAAAACCUGAACAGUUUCGAAGAGCCUUUUCCGCUGCAAUACUGGGAGAUGUGUUUAAUGUUUGUGGUUUAUUCGUUAUAUUCCCUAUGGAAAUGUUUACUGGUCUCAUUGAAAAAGUCUCCUGGUGGAUUGUGGAUCCAUUGAUUUCCGAGCAAGGUCUUAGUUUCAAAACGUUGGAGCUACUCACAGAUCCAAUUAACCAAGUUAUACUCCAGGUUAAUGAAGUAGAACUUUUAAAUGCUACAAUCCGCCCAGAAAUGUUUGAAGCUAACCAUUCAUUUGUUCAAAGGUGCAGUUUUACAAAUGGAACACGAAUCUAUAAUUGCCCCUACAAUCAUCUCUUCUCGCAUACUUCCCUGUCUGACAAGAAUAUUGGAUGGAUUGUUUUGUUUGUCUCGAUUUUCUGCCUCGUUAUGUGUCUUGUGGGAAUUGUAUACUUAAUUCAGAAACUACUAGACGGGCAUGCAGCAAAUUACGUUCGAAACCUACUUUCAAAGCAAUGCCCCGGAAUGUGGAAGCCUUGUACUGGCUACCUCGUAAUGCUAGUUGGACUUGUAGUCACCAUAUUGAUCCAAUCAAACAGUAUAUUCUCGUCUUCACUGACUCCAUUGGUCGGUAGCGGAGUUGUGACACUAGAACAGAUGUACCCACUUGUCUUGGGAAGUAACAUUGGAACUACGUUCAGUGGUGUUCUUGCUGCUUUCUCAACAGAUCCGUCAAGAUUUGAAAAAGCGUUGCAUAUGGCAAUGUGCCAAGUGAUCUACAAUAUCAUUGGAACGUGCUUGUUCUAUAUUGUACCAUGUACAAGGAAGUUUCCAGUAUAUUUAUCAGUAAAACUGGGGGUAAUUACGGACCAUUACCGCUGGUUCAUUGUUGUCUUCAUCUCCACAGUUUUCCUGAUUAUUCCCUUCACUAUAAUCGGGCUCACGCUUUUACCAGACAACGUUAUUGUCAUUGUCUUCAUAAUCAUUCUUAUCAUCGCCAUUACCUGUUGCUUUAUUUGUGUAUUACAGAAUAGUUGCAAAGAGUUUCUCCCGAAAAUUCUACACAACUGGAGUUUUUUGCCAAUUUGGAUGAGAUCAUUGCAAUAUUACGAUCCUUUCAUGUGCAAAGUGUUCACUAAUAUUCCUUAUAUUGGAGGAUUUUUCCGGAAAGGAGGAGCCCAUCGUGAACGCACCGAAAAUGGGAAAUAUGGAGAGGAUGAUAUUGAGAAAAAGGUUCAGAAACUGGUACAACUUAGCGGGCAGACACAGGUUUAGCCGUUUUGUAACUCCUGCCGUUAACACUUUACAUAUCUGCGUGUUCUGGUGGUUAUGAUAUAUCUUUGUUGGAAGUUGUGCUAACUUUCUUAUCAGACAUAUCUUUGUUUUUUUUUUUUGAACGCUCCCAUGCUUUUAGUUUAUUGACUAGCAGCUUUUACUUGUUAAUUCACUUAAACAGGUUUAUUGGAUUGUUUUAUUAUUAUUAUUACUUGAAUAAAAAGCAUUU
Messenger RNA from Caenorhabditis elegans, 1990 nucleotides. It is a transcript of the gene ZK563.2, whose product is annotated as Sodium-dependent phosphate transport protein 2B. The transcript is spliced from 12 exons. Bases 1 to 1761 code for a protein of 586 amino acids. The record is from RefSeq and is marked reviewed. Gene Ontology annotation, molecular function: sodium:phosphate symporter activity. NCBI's taxonomy places the organism in Eukaryota, Metazoa, Nematoda, Chromadorea, Rhabditida, Rhabditidae. Gene Ontology annotation, biological process: sodium-dependent phosphate transport; sodium ion transmembrane transport. Gene Ontology annotation, cellular component: apical plasma membrane; membrane.